AAAAAAAAAACGUCAUAAUUAAUGUCAGCUGUGGAUUGAUUUGUAAAUUGUGAUUUUUCAUUUUAUUUAAUUUUAUUACGUUAUUAAUGUAAAAAUUUGCUCUAUUAUCGUAGAUACAAUGUAGAAUUUAGACUUUAAGUUAUAAGUGUUAGUAUUAGUUAAAAAUGAACUUCGUGAAGAGUGAAACGGGCAAUAUAUGCCGAGGGUGUCUGUGUGUUGACCGCAUACUUAUGCCUUUGAAUAAAAAUGUGGACUUGUUCUUUAUAUUCCUGGGAAAUGAGCUGUCUGUAUCUGAGGACUGCAAAUUCUCAAAUAUUCUUCUUUGCUGGGAGUGCAUAGCCCUGCUGAAGAAGGCUGCACUCUUUCGGAGCAGAGUGCAGACUGCGCACAGAUACUUUGAGCAACUACUGAAUACACCAAUAUCUGAACUAACAACUCUUAAAACCCAUAAAAAAGAUUACUACGACCAAAUCCUGGUCCAGAAUGAGGACUUUGAACCUAAAGUAAAGCCCGAGACCUUCCUAUUUGAGGUCCCUGUACAAGUUGAUGAAGGCCCAGCCACCGCAGAUUGUAAUAUUAAGCAAGAGGGUCAUGAAGAUGAUGACGAUCGUUUUGUGUCUGAGCCCGAUGUGGAAUCCAAACUGGAUAUGCCGAUUUUGGUUAAGAAGGAGAAAAAGAAGAAGAAGUGCAAUCCUCUUGAAAGUAGAAUAAAAACGAAAUCCGUCAAAUAUACCGAUGAAGAAAGAGACAAGCAUGUAGAACAUGUAGACUAUACUCUGAAAGAGGUGUUGUCUAUGGAACGGGAUCCAAAGAAACCAUUCAAGAUCAAGAAUAUGGAUCAAUACUCUAAUAUUCUUAUCAGAAAGAUGUAUGAGACAAAGUUAACGGAUCUUAGCAAAAACGUGGAGGAUGGUGGUAUUAAGUGUUCAGAGUGUGAAACCACGGUGGCGGACCGCGAGGCCAUGGCUGAGCACUGGGCUGCUCACCCCGUGGCCCUGCUGCGCUGCCUCUUCUGUGGCAUUCUUUGCAAAUCCCGGAAAUACAUGAAAUACCAUUUAGACGCACGCCAUUCUAUCAUCUACAGCUGCACGCUGUGUAAUAUGGAGUUCAGAGCCCUUCCCCAAUACCACUGGCACUACCGAAGUCUCCAUAAGACACAAAUUUGCGAUUACUGCGGCAAGAAAUUCCACCAGAAGAGUGGCAUCGAACGACACAUCAGGGUCAACCACUUACCAGCGGUGUGCCAUAUAUGCAAUCACGAGUUCAAACAGAAAAGCUACCUAACGGAGCAUUUGUUGAUAAAGCACCAAAUAAAGGUGGAGAGAACGAAGCCUAUAGUGGAAGAGCUAGCCUACUGUGUUGAGUGUAAUUUGCAGUUCCCCAGCGAGUACUUCUACAAACGGCACCUCGAGUAUGCCGUUGCACACCGCCGCAGAAUACGAGAGAAGGUUCCUUGCCCAGACUGUGGAAAGAUUUUCAGUCGGAAUAGCUACAUGAACAAUCAUUAUAAACUGGUACACGUUAGAAAGAGUCAGCACUAUUGUGAACUUUGUGACAAGCACUUCAUAAACGGUUACGCGUUGAGAACGCACAAGAAGUUCGUCCACGAGAAGAAUGAGAAGCCAAAGAACAAGAUAUGUGAUAUUUGCGGUCGAGGAUUCCAUACGAACCGUAUGCUGACCAACCACAGACGCACACACACCGACGAACGGCUCGCUGACCAACCACAAACGCACACACACCGGUGAGCGUCCACACAAAUGCAGCUAUUGCCCCGCCGCUUUUACGCAGAACUUUGCGCGCAAGACGCACGAGAAGUCACAACAUAAACAUCUACUGUACGAGCUCAAGGGUUCCCCUGAACACGACGGGGUUUAAAAUGAGGGUAGACAU
Messenger RNA from Maniola jurtina (meadow brown), 1893 nucleotides. RefSeq names its product zinc finger protein 567-like. The transcript is spliced from 11 exons. The record is from RefSeq and is a predicted model, not a curated record. Gene Ontology annotation, molecular function: zinc ion binding; sequence-specific DNA binding; DNA-binding transcription factor activity, RNA polymerase II-specific. Lineage: Eukaryota; Metazoa; Arthropoda; Insecta; Lepidoptera; Nymphalidae. The coding region runs from base 165 to 1748 and encodes 527 amino acids. Gene Ontology annotation, cellular component: nucleus. Gene Ontology annotation, biological process: regulation of transcription by RNA polymerase II.